CCCCUCCCCGGGGCGGCGCGCGGGACAGCUCGGGAGGAGCAGCGCCCGGAACUCGCGUGUCGUUUCCGCCGCGCUGUCGUGGCGGGGCCGGGGCUCGUGCACGGAGGCCGACCCGCGGGAGGACGCAGGAGGGCGGGAGUGGCGCUCCUCGGGCUUCAUGGAGUGCCUUUGACCCGGAGACUUGUCGCCCCCUAAUGCAAAGCUGAUCGGAGCCGGGCCGGCGCCCCGCUCCGUCCGCCGCACGGAGGGGUUGCGGGGGACCCGCCGGAGCCGCGGCCCGAGCGCGCAGCUCCGUGCGCGGCGGGACGGAGAGGCCGGCUUGGCUGUGCUGGGCUCCGGGGUCACCGCGGCCCGGGCCGGGGGCGCAGCGGGAGCGCGCGGGAGGCGGCGGGCGCGGGAGCUGGCGGCCGAGGCGCGGGGUCGGAUCUCGAGCUAGCCUCCCCGGCCCGCUGGGCGGUUCCGCUUCCAUGGUGACGGGCGGAGCGCCGGGGCUGCGGUCUGCAGGGGCGCUCCGGGCGAGGUCGGCGGCCUGGGAGGGCUCGGGGGGAUCGGUGCUCAUGUCCGGCAGGGAGGAGAGGAGAGGUGAACCUCGGCUCAGCGAGCGUUUCCCCAGCUUGCCUGGUCUCCGAGCUCUCCAGGGAAGUGGAAAAAAAAAGGCAAAUUCCUGGGCCUCCCGCUAGACCCCUUGGACGAGGACCCAGGGCCCUAGAAGAUCUCAGUCCCAAGCCCCUCCCCAGGGGAUGCUGUGGUCGAAGGUCAGCCCUUGGGAUCAGCCAAGGGCAGCAAACCCGAUUCGGUCAGUGUUGGAGAAGGUCUCCUUAUCACCUGGGUAGCUGGGGGCCACUUGCCUCUGCUCCCUUCAUCCCCAUCACCUUUGUAUCAGAACGCGGGGGUUUUGGUGUUAGCGUGUGUGGUUCAAACUGCCGCUCCUCUUCAAUCAAAAUGUAGGGAGAAGACAAAAUCAAUUUUGAAAAAGCAUCUUAGCUGAUUACGUUUAAUACAGUGUCUCCCCCGCCCCCGAGCUCAGUCUCGUCACUCCCUCCCUUUUAUAAUCGAGCAACGGACCUCAAGGGGUUACAUAAUCUGCCCUGUCACAACUUGUCAGAGACUGAACCCGUACAACGCUCUAUUUUUGUGCUUUAGCAUCAGUUAAUACUGAUAAUUAUUGUAGGAAAAAGGUAAGUUUCUAAGCAGUGAUUCUGUGUAGUGAGGGAGAGCGUACUAGUAGCGUUCUGAAGCCAUCCACUCCCGAACCUUCACAGAGCAGUGUUGCCAGGUCAGCCAGACUUUUAGUGCCACCUGGAGGCCAACUUUGGGCGGGACAGAUUCCUACUAAGAACUCCACCUUUAUAUGAUUUGUGGACUCAAGUUUACUUGAAAAGAAAAAAAAAAAAAUUAAGUAGACUAUGUCUUUUCAGAUAUGCUCAGCAAAGACACUUACGAGCAGGAAGCUAGAACCAGAAAUUAAGUAUUUGGAUAUGAAGUAAAAGCCUAAUAUGCGAGCAGUACAGUUACUUGGGCACUAUUGAAACGUGACUUUGUUUGGUUUAUUUCCUCACCAAGACAUUGUAGACAGGAAGAGGGAAUUGUCUGUUGUAUGUAAUGCUCCUUGAGGCUGCCCUGGUAUUUCUUUUUUUUUUUUUAAUAUUUCUUUGCUUAUUUGGUUGCGCAGGGCGAGUUGCGGCAGGCGGACUCCUUAGUUGUGGCAUGCAAACUCUUAGUUGCAGCAUGCAUGUGGGAUCUAGUUCCCUGACCAGGGAUCGAACCCUGGGCCCCCUGCAUUGGGAGCGCGGAGUCUUAACCACUGCACCACGAGGGAAGUCCCUGCCCUGGUAUUUACUUAGGGAAAAAAAGGCACUUGGAGCUGAAGAUGGACCAGGCUUUGCUGCUCAUCCAUAAUGAACUGCCUGGGACAAAUCUGACCAUCUACUGGAAUUUCGAUCGCUGUUAUCAUUGCCUGCUCCAAGUCCUGGUUGACGUCUCCCAGAGCAGGAAACCCGGGGAGCCCAGCAUUGAGGCUGUGGCUGUGAGCACCCAGCACGGAUCCAUCCUGCAGCUUAAUGACACUGCGGAGGAGAAGCAAGUUUGUAGGCUGGAAUACAAAUUUGGGGAAUUUGGAAACUAUUCUCUCUUGGUAAAGCACACCCACGAUGGAGUCAAUGAAAUUGCGUGUGACCUGGUCGUUAAUGAGAAGCCAGUUGACAGUAACCUUCCCGUGAGUAUCGCAUUCCUUGUCGGCCUGGUGCUCAUCAUUGUGGUGUCCUUUCUAAGGUUCGCGCUGAGCUUGGAAGACUUUCGUGAUUGGAUUUCUAAAGCCAUAAAUUCUCAGGAAACGGACGGCCUCAUCAAUUCUGAGCUGGGGUCUCCGAGCAGGGCGGGCGACCCCCCACCAGAGACCUGGCGUCAGUCGGCGGCCCCCCUGCGCCUCCGCUGCGUGGACACGUUCCGCGGGAUCGCUCUCACCCUCAUGGUCUUUGUGAACUACGGAGGUGGGAGGUACUGGUACUUCAAGCACGCGAGUUGGAACGGACUGACGGUGGCUGACCUCGUGUUCCCGUGGUUUGUGUUUAUUAUGGGAUCUUCGAUCUUUCUGUCAAUGACUUCCGUUCUGCAGCGGGGAUGUUCAAAAUUCAGAUUGCUGGGGAAAAUUGCGUGGAGGAGUUUCCUGUUAAUCUGUAUAGGAAUUGUCAUUGUGAACCCCAAUUAUUGCCUUGGUCCACUGUCCUGGGAGAAGGUGCGGAUCCCCGGCGUGCUCCAGCGGCUCGGGGGCACCUACUUUGUGGUCGCCGUGUUGGAGCUGCUCUUUGCCAAGCCCGUGCCUGAGAUCUGCACCUCGGAGAGAAGCUGCUUUUCUCUGCUGGACAUCACAUCCAGCUGGCCCCAGUGGCUCUUCAUCCUGAUGCUGGAAGGUGUUUGGCUGGCCUUGACCUUCUUCUUACCUGUUCCCGGAUGCCCUACCGGCUAUCUGGGCCCCGGGGGCCUCGGAGAUUGGGGCAAGUAUCCGAACUGCACGGGAGGCGCUGCCGGCUACAUUGACCGCCUGCUCCUAGGAGACCAUCACCUUUACCAGCAUCCUUCCUCGGCUGUGCUUUAUCACACCGAGGUGGCCUACGACCCAGAAGGCAUCCUGGGGACCAUCAACUCCGUCGUGAUGGCAUUUUUAGGAGUUCAGGCAGGGAAAAUACUCCUGUAUUACAAGGAUCAGACUAAAGGCAUCCUGAUCAGAUUCGCUACCUGGGGUUGUUUCCUUGCCUUUAUUUCUGUUGCUUUGACAAAGGCUUCCGAAAAUGAAGGCUUUAUUCCAGUAAACAAAAACCUCUGGUCCAUCUCCUAUGUCACCACGCUGAGCUCCUUCUCCUUCUUCAUCUUGCUGGUCCUGUACCCCGUUGUGGACGUGAAGGGGCUGUGGACGGGAACCCCGUUCUUCUACCCUGGAAUGAACUCGAUCUUGGUGUACGUGGGCCACGAGGUCUUCGCCAACUACUUCCCCUUCCAGUGGAGGCUGGGGGACAACCAGUCACACAGGGAGCAUCUCGUUCAGAACAUAGUUGCCACUGCACUCUGGGUGCUCAUCGCUUACGUUCUCUAUAAGAAGAAGGUGUUUUGGAAAAUCUGAGGCCCCAGCUGAGAUGUGUUGCUAGCAGACAACAGGGCCUGGGGCAUCAUUAAAAGGAGCCAUUCGUUAUAAAACUGCAUAUUUCCAGGUUAUUGGGGGCGAUGCGGACGUGCUCAGGCUGGUUGAUUAUCGGACGUGGCUCAUCUGACUCUGUAUACGUGAGACUCAGACGUCUGAAACGUGAUUGUCUUUUCUCUCCAUCUUCUGUAGAAAUGGAUGCCUUUGCAACUUCAUUCUAAGGAUUUCUCCUCUAAUUUUUCACAAGGGAGUUAACCAGGCCAUUUUGCUUCUGUGACCACCUACGGUCUGACCUUAUGAUCUUUCCUGCAGACUGCCUUUCUGUGCUGGUCCACGCCGACCAAGAUACCACCGUUUCUGUUGUGUCUGACUGUGAAGCUUAUUGGGUAUAGUGUGUGGUAACAUAGUCUAACAUAUUUCGGUUACGUACAGUUUAGUAUUUCAAGAAAUUCCAAGUAAUCUCCUUUCAGAUCUGUAAGUAACUGGUGGGUCCAAAAAAAUGCCUUUCUAUCAGAAGCCAUUUUCUCCUUUUCCUCAUUUGAAAAACAAGUGAAACAGUAGGUGUGUUAUUCCCAGCCACCCUUGCAUAUACCUAUCUCUCUACCCACCCACCUCCUGCCUGCCUGUCUGUCUUUCUGUCUGUGUGUCUGGGUGGUAGCUGGUCCCCCAGGCCAUCCUCUGACUCUAGGAAGAGAGAGAAGCUCAUGGUCUCGGCCGGGCUCCUGCUGUGGCGUCUUUGCCGGGUCAGACGCGAGGCAGGUCCCCUCACAACGAGGGACACGGUGCUGCCCGCUCAGCUCCCCUCCAGCUCUGAGACCCAGUGGGGUGGGAGACAUCAGUGGCAUUUCUGAAAUCCUUAGAAAAAUAAUUUUGUUACAGAAAACUCUUCAAAAUAAAUGAGAAGUUUAAAAAACUCUCAUCAGAGUAACUCUUUUCAGAAUGACCCUCCACAGUGGAGGCAGCUUUCCUGCUUGGAAUCACCAAACUGCAGAAUUGUUUCUCAGGAGUGAAGGAGGAGAACACAGGGGACCAGCACCCCCGUUUUGCAGCAUCCUACUUAGGGAUUUCCUGUGAGAAUUCCAAACUGAAGGAAGAUGUGGCUAUAGGUAUACUUUGGAGCAUCCUUGCAUGGUGAGACGGGGUCACUUCGACCUGUCCCCUGAUGUCAGCUAUCACCCUGCUUGGAUAGUGAGUUUCCAGCUACCCCGUCUCUACCCGAACUCUCAUCCCAACUUGUACCCGUCCACCUGGGUGUCCGCCAGCAUUCAGGCUUCCCCCUCCACCCUCUGUUCUCAAACACAAGCCUUUCCGGCUUGGAUUGUCCCAGCUCUGCAGACAGGUGACCCUCUGUCUCUCGGAUAAAACUGUCUUUCACCCGCUUUACCUCCUCUGUCCCCCUUUCCCAUGUUUAGUCAUUGCCAAGUCGUCUCAGUUCUCACGGUCACUGCCUGUUACUCUUGCCCAGAUGCCAAGAGGAAUCAUUUUUCAACCGGCCUCCUUCCCUCAGUCCCUCCUUCUGUAAAGCCACUGUCCACUGCCCCAGAUUACACUUCAUAAACAGAGCUGACUCACAUCACCUCCUUAUAAGCACUUACACUGAAGUUCGAACAGCUUUGCUGGCAGGUAGAGCCGUCCUCCGUUGAGCCCAGCACACCUUCUCGGCUGUGUCCAGCGCCCUGGACCCAGCCUGCUACUUGCAGCCCCAUCAGCUGCCUCCUGCCCCUGAGUUUGAUUAGUCUCCUUAAUGUUCUCCCAUCGACCCUUGACCUAUCACAUUUGCCCCCUGCUUCUAAGGCACCUUCUCUAAUCUCUUAGUCUUGUCCCUAAGUAAUAUUUUCUUGCUCUGAGUUCUCGUAAUAUCUGAUUGGGCUCAAUCUUGUGGCACUUGUUGCUCUCUGCCUUGCAUGACAGUGAUUUGGGUACAUGACCAGUUUCCCACGCUGGCCUGUGAGCUUGUGGCGGAUAAGGCACAUUCUUCACGCAUGCCACAGUGGCCCGUGCAGAGCAGGCACUAAAUAAACGUGUGAAAGCAAAAUGGGGUGGUGGGUUUGCUUUUCAUAGGUAAAAUUUUGCGUGUAUCUGGAGCUAAUGUGUGUGUGUGCGCACGUGCGUGUGUGUGUGUGCACACGUGCGUGUGGGGAGAGCUGUCAUCUUUGAGGAAACCCCUCUCUUGCGGUGCACAUUUGUCAUCCCGAGUCUCAGCAGGUAAGGCUGAGCUGGGCCUCUCCAGAAGCAGUUUUCAAGUCGGGGUGUCCAUCGGUUAGGAUGUCUUGAGCCGGAUGGAGCAGGAACUCCCCAUCCAGCUGGGUUAUAAGCAGAGCAUCGCACGUAAGUGGUCCCACGGCGGGUGGGCUCCCGCUCAGGUCACUUCACGGCUGAGAUGCCCACCCCACUGCCAUCACGACAGACACACGCACUCGGCCAGCGCCACAUGGGAGGGAGCGGGCAUCCCCUCUGUGCCUCAUAACGUUAUUGGCUGGAAAACGCUCCCCAAACUGUGCAAGACCAGCCGUGACGAGGGAGCUUGGGCUGGCCUGGCCCGGGGCUGAGCGGGGACAGCUGGCACCUCCCUGGGGAGGGCAGGGAGUGUGCAGGGUGAGUGGUGGAGUGAGACGUGGCAGUGGGGACAACCGUGUGCAGCGGUGGCUGCAGAAAACCCAUGUCACAGUGCAUCCUGUGGGGAAGUUGGGUGGAGUCCUUGUGUAACAAAGCAGAAAGUACUGUCCUGGAGUGGGGAUGUAAUAAUUUGACAUUGUUUAUUCAUUUUUUGCACUUAUAGUCCUAAUUCCGCUUUAUAAUUAGGUGACUAAACUGCUGCUCUUA
Molecule: messenger RNA, 6457 nt
Organism: Orcinus orca (killer whale)
Lineage: Eukaryota; Metazoa; Chordata; Mammalia; Artiodactyla; Delphinidae
Gene: HGSNAT
Product: heparan-alpha-glucosaminide N-acetyltransferase
Exons: 18
Coding region: 1871-3616 (581 amino acids)
Biological process (GO): lysosomal transport
Cellular component (GO): lysosomal membrane
Source: RefSeq, a predicted model, not a curated record